AUGGACCGCAAUGAGCUAGAACGUGAAGUUUUUGGAGGCUCAGAGUCAGAACUAUCAUCCGAUGAGGACGAAGACCUCCAACCACAGCUUCAGCAAAAGGAGCUACCGCGUGCGGUAAAGCCACCCGUUGAUGACUACGAAUCGUCAGGGGGCGACUCUGACGACGACUAUGAGCAACAACGGCCUGUUAAACCCACUAAGAAGAAGCGGCUGUCUAAGAAGGGUCCUGAGGAUGCUGAACGACGGCCGGUACAGCGUAAAAGAAAGAGAAAGCAACCUGUCGAGGUCGAUUUGAGCGAGUUGCCCCCAGAGCAAGAGGCCAUUUUAAAACCUAAAAAGGCGGCGAGGCAGAGGAAGAAAAAGGCCAACGAGGAAUCAUUGGACAGUUUCGCUGAUGACGAGGUGGCGAGGCUUCGAGAGACGAUGAACGCCGCAGCUGAUGAAGACAUCCGGGCCAACAGCGAGAAGCAGCCAGCGACUGCCAAACUUAAAUUAUUGCCAGAGGCGAUGGAAACGCUCCGAAAGGUCGCACUGGCACAGUCGAUGAUCGACAACAACCUUUUGGAAGCAGUACGGAGAUGGCUUGAACCCCUCCCAGAUCGAUCUCUACCUGCGCUUAACAUCCAGCGUGAACUAUUCAACAUCAUCAGGAAGAUGGAGUUCAUUGACAGCGCUGUUCUGAAAGAAUCCGGACUUGGGCGGGUCGUUCUUUUCUACACUAAAUGCAAGCGAGUUACAGGUGAUAUUGGGCGGAUUGCGAAUGAGCUUGUGUCGACGUGGUCGCGGCCCAUCAUCAAACGAUCGGCGUCAUACCGUGAUCGAGUUGUGCCUGUUGCGCAAGAAGGCGGGGAUGUGGACAUGCGGGCUGGGGAGAGGCUGAAUGCGAUUCUAGCCCGAGCAAAGGAGGGAGAGAAGGGAAGGGUGAAGCAGAACGCUGUGAUGAUUCCCCAGAGGGAGUUGGGAAGUUAUACGGUGGCGCCCAAGAUGAAUGGAGGGAUCGGGCGUGUGAACGUGAGCGUGGAUGUGGACAUUGAAAGAAGGCGAAAGAACGCGGAGAGGCUUCGAAGCUUGACUAGAAAGCUAAUCAACCUUGUCUCUCUUUCCAUUAACUUAAUCAACAUGCAGACACGUCGUUCAACUCGUGUCUCUCCCCUCGCCAUUGUUCUUCCCCAUCCUCCCCUUCCUCACCGUCGCUCAUCUCGUCUAUCUGCAAAUUCAGCUCCUCAAACACCUCGAAGCUGCGGCUCACCUAUCUUUUUCGCUUCAAAUAAUAGAAAGAGCACGGACAGUUGGAAUAGCUCCAAUGCCGACGACAUGGAAUAUGACUGGAAACCAGAGCAGGUGCUGCUUCUCUCAAGGACUUUAGACGCCCUUCCCGCUCAUCUCGUCACUCCCUUUAACGGCCCCAUCCCUCCUUCAAACCUUUUGGAUAAAAUCGCACGAGGCGUCUCUCAGGCUAAAGGCCCAGCAGACUGGCCACAUUCCUUGCGCGCUACACGCGUAAAAAUAAUCGAGCUGUGCCGUGCCAAGGCCAGAGAGGAAGAGCAGCAGCGCAAGGUCAUUGAAGAGGAGGUCGAGGUCCCUUAUUAUCACGACGGCGAAGAAAAUCACCUGCGGGAUGGCAUCCAGUCCAGAAGACCUUUGUACAGGCAGUCCAGCAUGGAUUUCAUUCAGAUAGACGCCAAGGAAAAUGAUAAUAUUGCAAAACUCUCCAAUCGUCUCCAACGCACAGACCGUAAUAAUCCCACUUAUCACCCCUACUCACGCACGCGUUCGCCUCUGCACCGCAGAGAUACCUCGCCUCCCCUACUAAGUGACCUUCCUUCCCUCAUCAACCCAUCCACCCCAAGCUCUUCCACCCUCACCAGCCUUUCCUCACUUUCGUCCCAUCCACGUGCCCUACGUCGCACCACUUCGUCCCUUUCUUCGGCCUCCAUCUCCAUGCUUAGCAACAGUAGCAAAGGCAUCUCGCUGGCGGACCCACGCGUGCAACGUGUUCUCCGUUCGGAUUCUUUCUGUGCGCCCCCUCCUGCACCGCCCCCAAAGGACACACUUCCCACCUCCAUCGGCUUCAAGCGGGCACCCUCUUUUGGUACUUUGGCCCAAGAGGCGAAACGCGAGGCCGAAAACCGGCGUCAUGUGAGAAAGGACUCUGGAUCUUACCUUUCUUCAGACGAAGAAGAAAAGAUACGUACCAGACAGGCUAAAAAACCCAGGACGAAGGCGGGGUCUCCCUCAUCCGAUGACAGCCCUGGGAUGGCCACCCCACCAGCAUCGUCGCCCAUGAGCAGUGCACCUUCUCCCUUGAUGGACAAACCACCCUUGCCCCCAGCCAAAGAUAAAACUCCUCUCAAGAGUAGAAGUAAAUCCAAGGGCAUGGUCGCUUGUUUAGAAGGUACCCCAAAGAGUCCCAAGCCCAAGUCUGCCGAGAAGAAGGAGAAAGCGGCUCGACCCAUGCCUAUGAAUUUGCAAAGGAACCCGAGCAUGUUUGGAGCCGAGCUUCCCCAUCUUUGCAACCCCUCCAACACCCCUGCCGUCGUUUCGCCAUCUCCGUCCAGUGGGAACGCGAGCAAGGCUCAAGUGCCACCUCCUGCGACUGCUAUCCUUACAAGGUCUCCGAGUAGUAUCCCCGCCAGUCCAACUCCUCCUUCGACCCAGAAGGUCAAGACGUUGAGACGAGUCCGUCGUCUUGCUCCAGCUAGGAGAAUAUCAUUUGGCAGCCUUGUUGCACCUGGGGACGAGGCGGAUGGCGAGGGUGAGGGCGAGCAUGAGGAGAAGUUGGCUCUGGGGAGCGCUUUUCAAUUGCAUUAG
Messenger RNA from Laccaria bicolor S238N-H82, 2811 nucleotides. RefSeq lists its product as uncharacterized. The record is from RefSeq and is a predicted model, not a curated record. NCBI's taxonomy places the organism in Eukaryota, Fungi, Basidiomycota, Agaricomycetes, Agaricales, Hydnangiaceae. Gene Ontology annotation, cellular component: nucleus. The transcript has 8 exons. Gene Ontology annotation, biological process: poly(A)+ mRNA export from nucleus. The coding region runs from base 1 to 2811 and encodes 936 amino acids.